AAAAUUACUUGUAGAGAUAAAAGAAACAGACAAAUGGCGUCGAGUAAUCCCCAAUCUCUUACUAUAAAUACCUCAAAAUUAUCACUUUUACCUUCAAUUCAAUCAUCAAUUGCAGUCUUUCUUAACAAUAUCUCAAGACCAACCAAGAAACAUCUCUCUCUUUCUGUUUGCAGGUACUCUUCCAAUAAAGCAUCCGCAUUCGCAUUUAAGAAAAGCGAGAUAAAACCAACUGUUAGAAAGCUAGAGAAAAAAGGAGGAGACAGGCAAUUAGACGCAAUGACGAUUAAACCAGCGGUUCGGAUUUCGGACCGGAAACUAAUAGUGAAAGAUCGGACGAUCUUGACUGGACUACAGGACAAUGUGAUAGCAACUUCCGGUUCAUCAUCCAGUCCGGUAGAGGGAGUAUUCAUCGGAGCUGUUUUUGACGAAGAAAACAGCCGCCAUGUAGUGCCAUUAGGUACUCUACGUGACGUCCGGUUCAUGGCCUGUUUCCGGUUCAAACUAUUUUGGAUGGCACAAAAAAUGGGAGAUCAUGGAAGGGAUAUUCCACUAGAAACGCAGUUUUUAAUGAUGGAAACUAAGGAUGGGUCCCAGCUUGAAUCGGACGGUGGAAAUGAAGAGAAUCAGAUCAUUUAUACAGUUUUUCUUCCUUUGAUCGAAGGAUCUUUUAGAGCUUGUUUGCAGGGAAAUGAUAACGAUGAGCUUGAAUUAUGUUUAGAGAGCGGUGACGUGGACACUAAAGCGGCGUCGUUUACUCAUCCUCUUUUUAUUCACGCCGGUACUGAUCCUUUUGGUACAUUAACGGAAGCUGUAAGAGCUGUUAAGCUGCAUUUGAAAUCGUUCCGUCAACGGCAUGAGAAAAAAUUGCCUGCGAUCAUUGAUUAUUUUGGAUGGUGCACCUGGGAUGCGUUUUACCAAGAAGUAACACAAGAAGGGGUAGAAGCAGGGCUGAAGAGUUUAUCUGAAGGUGGGACCCUUCCGAAGUUUGUAAUCAUUGAUGAUGGAUGGCAAUCAGUCGGCGGAGAUCCACAGGAAGAUGAUGAAGACAAACCGCAGCCGUUGCUUAGGUUGAUUGGGAUAAAAGAAAAUGAGAAGUUUCGAAAGAAAGAUGAUCCAACGGUAGGGAUUAAGAAUAUAGUAAACAUAGCAAAAGAGAAGUAUGGGUUAAAAUACGUCUACGUAUGGCAUGCAAUUACUGGAUACUGGGGUGGGGUCCGUCCGGGAGUUAAGGAGAUGGAGGAAUAUGGAUCGUUGAUGAAGUAUCCAAAGGUCUCAGAAGGAGUGUUGGAGAAUGAGCCUACAUGGAGAACUGAUGUUCUGGCAGUGCAGGGAUUGGGGCUGAUGAAUCCUAAGGCAGUGUAUAAAUUUUAUAAUGAGUUGCAUAAUUAUUUAGCGUCUGCGGGUAUAGAUGGUGUUAAGGUGGACGUGCAGUGUAUAUUGGAAACAUUAGGUGCUGGUCUAGGAGGAAGGGUAGAGAUAACUAGGCAGUAUCAUCAAGCACUUGACGCUUCUGUUGCUAGAAAUUUUCCUGAUAAUGGGUGCAUUGCUUGCAUGAGUCACAAUACUGAUGCAUUGUACUGUUCGAAACAAACGGCUGUGGUGAGAGCAUCAGAUGAUUUUUUCCCGAGGGACCCAGUCUCACACACAAUACAUAUAGCAGCUGUGGCAUAUAAUAGUGUAUUUCUAGGAGAAUUUAUGCAGCCAGAUUGGGAUAUGUUCCAUUCACUCCAUCCAGCUGCUGAAUAUCAUGCAUCUGCUAGGGCCAUUAGUGGUGGCCCUGUCUAUGUUAGUGAUGAGCCUGGGAAGCAUGAUUUUAAUGUGCUAAAGAAGCUGGUCUUGCCUGAUGGGUCUAUACUUCGAGCCCGUUUGCCCGGCCGGCCUACCCGGGACUGUUUGUUCUCUGAUCCAGCCCGUGAUGGUAUUAGCUUGUUGAAGAUAUGGAACAUGAACAAGCACACAGGGGUCCUAGGAGUCUACAACUGCCAAGGAGCAGCUUGGAACUGUGUUGAAAGAAAGAACACAUUCCAUGAAACAAAAUCUGAGGCAUUAACAGGUGCCAUCAAGGGUCGUGAUGUCCAUCUCAUUGCUGAAGCAGCUACAGAUUCUAACUGGAAUGGUGACUGUGCUGUCUACUGUCACCAGACUGCCGAGCUUACUACUGUCCCUUACAAUGCAUCGUUGCCGGUGUCACUUAAAGUCCUUGAGCAUGAGAUAUUCACUCUGACCCCCAUCAAGGUUUUAGCACCCGGGUUCAGCUUUGCACCUUUGGGGCUCAUUGCUAUGUAUAAUGCUGGUGGAGCUAUCGAAGGGCUCAAGUAUGAAGUAAAAGGUGUAAAAUUGGUAGAGCUGGAUGAGGGAUACAAGGGCGAAAACAGCACUGUGAGUGAUGAAAGGGUGGAGAAUAUCAGUAGCGAGUUAGUAGGGAAAAUAUGCAUGGAGGUUAAAGGGUGUGGCAAGUUUGGAGCGUAUUCAUCAACUAAACCAAGGAUGUGCAUUGUUGAUUCUAAUAUUGCUGAAUUUGAGUAUGAUUCAUCUUCUGGUCUGGUUACAUUUAACUUGGAUAACUUGGCUGAGGAGGGUAGACUUCAUCUUGUUGAGGUUGAAGUGUAGAUUACUAUUUUACUGGGUUACACAAAAGGCUAGAUGAGAGAUGCAGUGAAAAUGGGGGAUUGUUUUGGAGGGAAUUUAACCAGUUUUCCCCUUAAAUUUGCUCUUAUGUUAGGAAUUAAUCUAUUGAUGUAAUAUUUUACUAUUUUGUGGGGAAAACCAAUAAAGUUUCUUCUACUA
Messenger RNA from Ricinus communis (castor bean), 2787 nucleotides. RefSeq names its product probable galactinol--sucrose galactosyltransferase 6. Bases 34 to 2610 code for a protein of 858 amino acids. Lineage: Eukaryota; Viridiplantae; Streptophyta; Magnoliopsida; Malpighiales; Euphorbiaceae. The transcript is spliced from 6 exons. The record is from RefSeq and is a predicted model, not a curated record.